Molecule: messenger RNA, 4624 nt
Organism: Lingula anatina
Lineage: Eukaryota; Metazoa; Brachiopoda; Lingulata; Lingulida; Lingulidae
Source: RefSeq, a predicted model, not a curated record
CGCUGGCGACACUCAUCUGCAGAUACAUUUACAGAAGGAUGUUUCUACAUAUUUAUUGGAUUCAUUGCGGCAAAGCACCGGACGUUGUGAAAAUCAUCAGUAGUGUAAGACGGCACCUACAAGGUAGUGAAUCCCAGGAAGAUUUUGCCGAUCGUAUUUCUGCCCGAAGUUGGUUAAUACAGUUCACGAUGCACGAGAAAAUAUUAUUUGUGCUAGACGACGUUUGGAAUCCAGAUGAUGCCAGCGUUUUUACUGCAAUUUCUAAAGACUGUUUGCUGCUUAUAACAACUCGCGACCGAGCUGUUAUCAACAUGCUUAACGUUUGAAUAUAUACUCUUGAUCAUUUAGAUGUUGAAAAUGCUUGGCAGUUGUUCCUCAAAUGUGCAAAUGUGACAGAAAAGCUCUUAAAUGACCACAAAAUAACAAAGGAAGCCAACGCCAUACACAGUUAUCUAGGAGGAUAUCCUCUGGCGAUUGCUUUAGUUGCCUCGUCGCUCAGGCAAGGUGCCACGUCGGUUUCGCAGCCAUUUUCUUCUCAGAGGUGGAGGGACAUGGCAGCAUCCUUGAAAGAGAAAGACAAAUUGUGGAUGGAAUCCAGACGUCUGCCGAUAGACAGUUAUCCUGAAACUUUUGUAGGCGCCUUUGAGGCAACUUUUGCCUGUUUGCGAGACGCCGGCGAUACAAACAAGCCGUACAGCAUGCUGCAAGAAAUACUUCUUAAGGUGUCGUUGUUCAAAAAAGAUGCCUUAAUUCAAUCGUCAACAUUAGCUAUCCUAUGCAGCUACAUGCAAGAUAAAUCCAACGCUGAAAAGCAAGAUAAAGUUGCAAGACAUGUCCGUGAAUGUCUGUUCACACUGGCAGAUAAAUCUCUGCUCAGAUUUAAGCUUGAAGAUGAAGAUGGAGACUGUUAUUUCCGAAUACACGACCUGGUACUGCAGUACAUUCAGAAUAAGACUGAGACUUUGUGGGGACCGGAUGGGAUCCGUCGGAUGCACACGGCCCUCCUGGCGGCAUACGUCGCAGCUGCAGAAGGCACAAUCGGGUUGCAGCACAUUGAAAAGUUACGGCUGGAAGAACCGGCAGCAGGGUGCUCGGCUGAGAAAGACCGCUCGGAUUCAGGGUUCCAGGAUGAUUUGGAGCGUUCAGUUCAGAGGCACAGUCCCUGCAAAGAUCGUCCCACGAUUAGCGGAUCAAACACAAACAGUGGCAAAGAUCAAUUGGGUUGCAGUAGCUGCUAUGAGAAUGACCAAGCUAUUGUACUGAGUUAUCCUUGGUGGAACCUGGAUUUUUCAGGUGACAAAUAUGUGUACACCAAUUUCAUUCAUCACUGCACAGCUAUGGGAGAAGAGUUCGAGUCAUUUUACAUAGGACUCCUGUGUUCAUUCCGCUGGCUUCAAGCCAAAUUGAAUAAAACAUCUUUGUCAGAAAUACUUUCUGACUUCGAACGUCCUCAAUUCAGCCCCUUGCAUGAUGCCAUCAACAAAGCUUUACUUCUCCACGCUCCAGCCAUCAUCCGCGAUAAGAAGCAACUAGGCCCCGUGUUCCUGGGCUCCCUUAGUAAUUUAGAAAUAAUUGGGAUUUCUGAUUUUCUUAAAGAUGUUAGAAACCAACUUUUUGAGGAUGCCGAUUCAUGUUUUUUACCUGACCGUGCGUGUAUUUCCCCACCCUAUGGGCAUGUUGUUAAAACGUACAGCGCACACAAUAGCACAGCUGUUUUAGGGUUAGGAGUGUUAAAGGAUUCAUCGAUCGUUACGACAUCUGGGGACGGAUUUGUACGGCUCAUCGAUCCAAUAACAGGAGGAGAGACUUGCCUCGGAUCAGAUCUCACAAAGCACAAUGAUUUGGUUACUUGUUUUGGUGUCAACAGUAGCGAAACCCUCGUCGUGACAGCCGCUUGUGACAGUGUUGUCAAGCUAUGGGAUUUAAAGGGGAAAUGCCUCCGUGAAACGUUCUCCAAUAUUCACAACAGGCAGAUAUUCUCGUUAGUAUUAUCGGCGGAUGGCGAAUCGGGACUCACAGUCUCCGGAGAUAAAACUAUAAAAUUGUGGUAUUUAAAUGACGGGAGUGUUCAGUUCACGUAUGCUGCCCACACCGAUGUAGUCGCAUGCGCAUGUUUUACCAAUUUAUCUGAAAAGGAGACAUUUUUUGCUUCUUGCUCUUAUGAUAAAACUGUCUACUUGUGGCGAAAAAACAGACCGGAGUGCCCAGUUACAUCUUGUAAUCCAAAGUUGGGAGUUCUUUAUACUUUAUUUUUCAGCAGAUAUCAACGUCAGCUUUAUGUUGGCGGGAAGACGGGAAUCGGUGUUUUAAAUUUCCCUUCGUUGGAAGUACGGCGAAUCUUGAAAGGGCACGAGGGCGGUACAUUUGCUUUGUGUCUUGCACGUUACGAAUCGCACUCCUUAUUGUUGUCCGGUGGAGAUGAUGGAUGGGUCAAAUUUUGGGACGUGAACGACGACCAUUCACUGGUAUUUCAGGCUCAGAUCCAUUCUGCUGCAGUACGGGGGAUCCAAUGUGCCUUCCAAGAGAACACGAUGACUAUUUACACGGCAUCGGUCGACCAAUCAGUAAAACAGUCGUGCUUUUCUCUUUCCAGUCUAGAUAAUUCUUCGACACAAAGUCACAUGCCAAACCACGAGGGACCGGUGUCGGCAAUGACGUCAGCAUCUAAUGAAAGAUAUGCCAUUUCUGUUUCCUGGGACAGGCAGGUGAUAUUAUGGGAUUCAUCAAAUGGAACAGCCGUCAAAGUUAUAGGGAGGCAUGACGAUGGGGACAGAAUAACAACUGUUUCAAGUCAUGGAAACCGCUGUUUCACUGGAUCCCAAACUGGAACCUUGCACAUUUGGAACUUGGAGGACGAAAGCCAAAACGCAGCGUUCUCAUAUGUGCAUCCAGCUGCUAUAGGAACUUUAGCGGCUUUAGAAGGCCACCCCCUUAUCGUUGGACUCUGUAACGGGGACAUUUAUGUGUGGGAUAUUCAAAGGCCAACACAAACAGCCAUUUUGCGUGUGAUAAGAACAUCACAAUUCGGAGUAAGACAUUUGCGAGUGACGCCAGAAUGCUCCAUAUCGGCGUUAUGUGACGACGCAAUUACAACUUUGUCAUAUGAAAGGGAUUACCAGGAGCAACAACAGCAUGAGAUAGUGACUGUCAAAAUCAAAAACAUGCCGCCCUUCCCAGUAGUACCCCUUCCAAAGUUUAAACAAAUCAUUAUAGGUUUUGACGAGGACAGCCGUUUGAGAACCCUCAUACUGGAAAUCGAAAGAAAUUCCAAAAUAAAUUCUGGCCUUCCAAAGGUUGAAAUCGCCACUGCUCUCGCGAUCUCAGAGGAUCAAGAACACCUGGUGUGCGGAAGUGACAAUGGCAGUGUUACCAUAGUGACGAGACACGGGAAAACAUUAUCGACUUUGCCAAGUGUUACCGGUGAAGUGAAAUGUAUAGAAUUGCUGCCAAAUGCCACAUCUGUGUUGGUGUUAACGUCAGAGGGCGAUUUCGUAGAAUACGCACAAGGUAAAGAUGGAGAAGCGUUUCCAUAUUGUUUACAGUGGACACGCACAAGAUGGCACAUCGGCGCAUUUCAUAUAGACCGCGUGAAAGCGGUAUCAGAGAAUCUCAUUGCAUUUGUGAUGCAUGGCGACAAUUUAGUUCAGCUUUGGGACUUGACAUCUAAAGCCCUGGUCUUGAAAUUAAGUGCCCCCAGUGCCACAAAGAGUAUCUUAGCUCUUCAAAAUGGAACCUUAUUGACCGGGUCUAGUGAUGGUCGAGUUUGUAUUUGGAACUUGAAAGACAAUGGAAAGGCACUGAAGCCUAGAAUACGUGCCAAUGCCUGUCACGCCCCAUUCGGUGUAGAGCACUUGUGCCGUACUCCGGAUCAAACAUUAUUUCUUACGGCGUCAUCAGACAACAAAAUUGGUGUUCACGAAACUGUGAAUGGGAAUUUAGUCAGGGUAAUUUCCACACAGCAACAUUACGGCAUGCGAUGCAUAUCAGUGUCGUCAGACGGCAAGUUCGUCAUGUGUUGCCACAAAGACAUUUUUGCUCAGAUGAUCGACUUGACAACGGAUAUACCGUCAAAGCAGAUGCUGACGUACAACACCGCGUGGAGUCGACCGCGUUCGUGUUCAGGCUCGCGUGUCUUCACAGAGGGGCCAAAAUGUACAAUUAAUAUAGCAGACAUUAACAGUGGGGAUUCCAUGAACCUCUUAGGAGAACAAACACAAAGUAAGCAAUACGCAUAUGCUCAUACCCGUGCUGUGACGGCUAUAGUGCCAUAUGGCGACAAUCAUAUUAUCACAGGGUCCUACGAUAAAUCUAUAAUUUUAUGGUUAGUGCCAAAACACAACAUUAAAGAAUCUCAUUCACUAUGCCAAUUUUAUUUUGAACACAUAGUCAUCUGUUUGCUUGUGAUUGGACGCAAACUUUGCGUCGGUCUGAAAAAUGGGACCGUUAACUUUUUAAAUGUUCAAAUUAACAAGAAAAAAGUUUCUUGUGAAAGUGCCAGUAUAAGAAAAUAAGUGAUAGAUUUUUAUAUUGUAAAAGUAGAUAGGGUAUACAGCGCUGGAACGCAGAUACAGAUUUUUAAUCGGUUAAUUUCAGUGCGAGAUGUUUACAUAUUUUAAUAUUGCUC